Ogataea parapolymorpha DL-1 is the source of this 1122-nucleotide messenger RNA. RefSeq lists its product as uncharacterized. The transcript has a single exon. NCBI's taxonomy places the organism in Eukaryota, Fungi, Ascomycota, Pichiomycetes, Pichiales, Pichiaceae. The record is from RefSeq and is a predicted model, not a curated record. Bases 1 to 1122 code for a protein of 373 amino acids.
AUGGAGGACCAGCCAGACACCUACAGCAACCUCCGAACGCUGGAAAAGGCCAUUUGCACUUGGCGGGAAGAGCAGCGCCAAUGCAAAGAAACCCGCUGUGAACUUAUAAUCCAGGAGUUGGAACUUGAAAAAGGGAAAAGCACCAGGUUCGUGGCUCCUGGUGAAGUUAGACUGUACACCAACGGCGUCCUUUUGGAUGAGAGCCAUAUAGGGGAUUUAAUCUUUGACGUCAAUACGGGGACAGAGAUUGUUGAGAAAACCAUUCUUACGUUCCGCUUAGAGUGCGUGCUUCCCCAUGGGUGGCAACUUAAACCAGAUUUUAAUGUUGGAUGCUUUGUAAUAGCAGCAGACAGCGACACGUCACACAUAUUUGUGUCGAUGUUGGCCAAUGGACUGCUGGACGCCAGCGGAAUCGAAAAAGCCAAGACUGAAGUAAAGUACGACACAGACACAACAAUUUGCGAAAGGCAAGUCACCGCAAACUGUCUGAAAUUGUCUAUAUCAAGCACCACUACAAUAAGCUUGCGAGAUGAGCCUGUACAUCGGCUGUUCAAUUCACAAUUGUUCAAAUUGCAUGUCAGUAUCCAAAACUCGAUAGCGGUACAGAAAUAUCACCCUGGCAGCAUUUUACUGCGCACUGCAUUGGUCUCAAACUUCUCGAGCUUUCUAAACUUUGUCCUUGGUGCGAUCACAUUCGGCUACUUCCGCAGAACAACCACGCUGCUCAGUGCCGUGUCGACGCUGUCCAUGUUUGUUUCCUCGCUUUUACUCACCACCGUCAUCAUCUUGCUUUACGUCGACGCCUAUAGCAUAUUCCAGCAGUUUGCCGCGUCGUUCAAAUACUUCUUCUACUGGUGGAUCGUCGUGAUUGUGCAUUGUUUAUUAUCGAUGGCUAUCUGUGUCUACUUCAACAUGGCAAAUGAGAAAUACAUCAUCAGCCGCGCCGUGAGCGGAAAACACACUUUUGUGAACGACCGCGGAACAGUCGAGUUCGUUAUCUAUUUCCAGACGACCUCAAUUGUUCUCGUUCUGGCCCUCUUCUCCAUCUCUCUGCUCAGAGCCAAGAAAAGACUCAACAAUUUUCUCAACCUCACGCUGAAAAGCCGCGACAUUCAACUUUAA